Messenger RNA from Phyllostomus hastatus (greater spear-nosed bat), 5152 nucleotides. It is a transcript of the gene KRAS, whose product is annotated as KRAS proto-oncogene, GTPase. Lineage: Eukaryota; Metazoa; Chordata; Mammalia; Chiroptera; Phyllostomidae. Gene Ontology annotation, cellular component: plasma membrane. Bases 147 to 830 code for a protein of 227 amino acids. Gene Ontology annotation, biological process: Ras protein signal transduction. Gene Ontology annotation, molecular function: GTPase activity; GTP binding; GDP binding. The transcript is spliced from 7 exons. The record is from RefSeq and is a predicted model, not a curated record.
GGCGGCAGCGGCGGCGGCGGCUGCUCGGCCAGUACUCCCGGUCCCCGCCAUUUCAGACCGGGAGCGAACGCGGUGCGGGCACUGAAGGCGGCGGCGGGGGCCAGAGGCUCUGCGGCUCCCAGGUGCGGGGGAGAGGCCUGCUGAAAAUGACUGAAUAUAAACUUGUGGUAGUGGGAGCUGGUGGCGUAGGCAAGAGUGCCUUGACGAUACAGCUAAUUCAAAAUCACUUUGUGGAUGAAUAUGAUCCUACAAUAGAGGAUUCCUACAGGAAACAAGUAGUAAUUGAUGGAGAAACCUGUCUCUUGGAUAUUCUCGACACAGCAGGUCAAGAGGAGUACAGUGCAAUGAGGGACCAGUACAUGAGGACUGGGGAGGGCUUUCUUUGCGUAUUUGCCAUAAAUAAUACUAAAUCAUUUGAAGAUAUUCACCAUUAUAGGGAACAAAUAAAAAGAGUUAAAGACUCUGAAGAUGUACCUAUGGUCCUAGUAGGAAAUAAAUGUGACUUGCCUUCUAGAACAGUAGACACAAAACAGGCUCAGGAUUUAGCAAGAAGUUAUGGAAUUCCUUUUAUUGAAACAUCAGCAAAGACAAGACAGAGAGUGGAGGAUGCUUUUUAUACAUUGGUGAGAGAGAUCCGACAAUACAGAUUGAAAAAAAUCAGCAAAGAAGAAAAGACUCCUGGCUGUGUGAAAAUUAAAAAAUGCAUUGUAAUGGGUGUUGAUGAUGCCUUCUAUACAUUAGUUCGAGAAAUUCGAAAACAUAAAGAAAAGAUGAGCAAAGAUGGUAAAAAGAAGAAAAAGAAGUCAAAGACAAAGUGUAUAAUUAUGUAAAUACAAUUUGUACUUUUUUCUUAAGGCAUACUUAAGUGGUAAUUUUUGUACAUUACACUAAAUUAUUAGCAUUUGUUCUAGCAUUACCUAAUUUUCUUUCUGCUCCAUCCAAACUGUUAGCUUUUAUCCUGAAUGCUUAUUUUAAAAUGACAGUGGAAACUUUUUCCUCUAAGUGCCAGUAUUCCCUGAGUUUUGGUUUUUGAACUAGCAAUGCCUGUGAAAAAGAAGUUGAAUACCUGAGAUUUAUUUCUUGGGGUUUUUGGUGCAUGCAGUUGAUUACUUCCUAUUUUUCUUACCAGUUGUAAACUUUGGUGUGAAACAAAUUAAUGAAGCUUUUGAAUCCUCCCUAUUCUGUUUUAUCUAAUCACAUAUAUGCUAAUUAUAACUUCAGUUGAGAUUUCACUAUUGGUUUUACAGAAACAUUGAGGGAACAUGAAUUUCUGAGCUUCCUGUAGAGUCUUCUUGUAGGCUUUAUGUCCUCUAGUUUCAGCCACCCCUAAUGAAUGUAAAUUUACACUGUUCAUAAAGGUUUUCUUCCUCUUUCCACUGCUAUUUGUUAUAGUCAUGUUCCCCCAAAUAUUAUAUUUUUUCUAUAAAAGGAAAAAAUGGAAAAAAAGGGCAAUGGAAGAUUAUUAAAAGGCCAUUUACUUUCCAUGAGAGAUAAAUUCCUAUAAUACUCUGAAUAGCUUUUUCUGUUAAUGGAGGUCUGGUAUCUAAUGAGGAUUAUAGCAACCAUUUGUGGGCUAUAUUUACAUGCUACUAAAUUUUUGUAAUAAUUUAAAACAUUUUAACGUGUAAAAAUUCUCAUAGGAAUUAAAUGUAGUCCUCAUGUGUCAGAUUGCUGUUUCCUAAAAUAACUUUAAACCUUUUCUUGAACUUCAGUCUUUAAAAAUAGUUUUAAUUCUGGCAUUAAAGAUUAUUUGAGCCAGUUAGCUUAGUAGGUGUUAAAAGAAAACAAGUUGAAGUCCUGUGUGAACCUGUGAGCUUCAUGGUGAGUUUCACAGUGUGGAGAGCAUCCCUAUGGUCUUCCUAUGUUGUCAAGCAUUGGUUGGUCAAAAAUGGGAACUAGAGGUUUGGCUAGCUCAGCAAGAUACAUUCUCACUGUGUGGUGGUUCUGCUUACAGAUCAAGAACAUCACUUUAGAAAAAAGCAAACUUUUGAAAAUAAAUUAUUUUAAAUGAGACUUUUGGGGUGGGGAUGGGGAAGACUAAUUUUUUUUUUAAAUAAGGAAAGGAAAGUUUCAAAGUCUCUAGUAUUGGCUAGUUCUCUUAAUCUGGCUAAAGCAACUAAAGUAAUAUUUCAUAAAAUGUUCCAAGUUUGGUCCAUAUUUUAAGAAUAUCUAAUGCUGAAAACUAGGUAAAUUAGCAAAAUGAUUAUUUCAGUACAAUUUUCCUUUUUUAAAAUUUUCCUUUUGUAAGACAUUUGAUGUGAGAAGGUAUGUUGACGUGAAAAUAAUCAGUGGACUAGGAGGAAAGUGACUUUAGAUUCUGGUGUCUUUACAACUCCAAUUUUGGGCAAAUCACUUAUCCAUUUCUUUAUGUUAAAAUAAGUCAUCUCAAGGCUAUAGCUAGCAUUAUAAUUACGUGAUUCACAUUCAGUUUACAUAAAAAUAUGCCUAUUUGUUAGUCUCAGCACAAUCUAUAACUUCUUACCUGUGUUGCCAUCUUCAGUGCCAGUCUUAGGCAAAAUUGUACAAGAGGUGAAGUUUAUUUUUUAAUAUGCUUUCUCAAUAUUUAACACCCUUCUCCCAUAUAAGUAUCAUCUUGCCAGCCUACCCUUCUGUAUGACCCACAACUUGAUGCUUUUCCUUGAAAUAUGUCUAAUUCCCCUACACUCAAGAUUUACGCUGCUUUAGAUAUCUCCUUGAAGACUUCCCAUCAAGUCACAUCAAAAUGCCCUACAUCUUCCUCAGGUUCAACAUGACCUGACAGAUACUACCAUGAGAUUGGACCUAAUGGUUAAUUUUGAGGUGAUGGCUGUAGCAAUUUAAGCUUGAUCCUUUGAAUAUUAUCUGUUUGCUGCCUGGUCCAUUAGUGACUAUUUAGGAAUUUUCAUAUCUUCUACGAGUAGACAGAACCCUAUCCAGUGGAAGAAGAAUUUAAUAGGGUAAUGCUGAAAAAAUUCCUUAGAUAAUUUACAAUUAGGACUAGCCCUGGUAACAGUGACAUAUUGCAUUGUUUUAAUAAUUAAAAUCUUACAAUGAAAAAUACUUCAAAAUUUAAUUCAUAAAGCCUACCUUUUAACAUGGUUCAUUAAUUCUAUAUAGUUGAGUGCCCACUAAAUGCCAGGCAGUACACAAGGCACUGGAGAUAUUGUGGUAAAGGGGACUUAAUCCCUUUCCUAAAGAAGUAGUGCUUAUAUCCUCCUGAGGCAUUUGGCACAUGACCCAGAGACAACAUAAUGCAUAUUUUAGUUUUGUAAGGAAGGGAGUUGGUUUCUUAAGGUUUCUUCCAUUUCUGGAGUAAUUAUUUUGCUCUGAUUCCAUUGUAACUGGUUAAUCAAGCUACUUUAUAUAAAUUACUUUUAUGUCAUUGUUUUAAAGGAGGAAACUUGAUUAUAUAUUUUUUAUUUGGCAUAACUGUGUGAUUCUAUUGGGACAAUUAUAGUAUACAUAAAGUUGUAUGACAUAAUAUUAAAAUUCCCAAGUGUAUAAUAUUCUGGUUGGUCUCUUUGUAUAAGUAAUUAAAAUGGACUUUUAAAAUUAAAUAUUGAAUUCUAAAAGUUAUGUUUAUCUAAGUAGGACUAAACAGAUGCCUGAACUAAUUUACAGAAAAGGAAAUUUCUGUGUAGAAAUCAUUAUGAUUUCUGAAAUGCUUUGCUAAACUACAGGUUUACAGAAUAUCAUCUAGGUGGGAUGUUAAGACUUAUAUAGAACCUAUUCUUGUUUCUAUCCAAGAGAAAGAAAUGGCCAGACUUCAAGAACAGCAGUGCAUAAUUGAGUGAGGGAAUUUUAAGACUCUUGCAUUUUUGACAUAGCUGGACAAUUUUUUUUAAGCAGUGGUAAUUUUCCUUUAUUAUAUGAAUUUUAAAUGAUUUGACAAAAGGUUUUCAUAGAGAUUUUAAAAGGGGAGAGAUGAUCCUAGAAGUAACAUAAAUAUUGUUUAAUUAUUACAGCCUUAAAGAUAAAAAUCCUUGUUGAAAUUGAAAAAGUGCUAAAUUACAUAGUCUUAGACAUUAACAUGUUUGUGGAACAAUGUAGCAGAAGUCUGUAGUAUAAUUUGAGUGGAUAUUCCCAAUUAGGAAUUCUAAGCUCUAUUUUAACUGAGUCACACUGCAUAGGAAUUUAGAACCUAACUUUCAUAGAUUAUCAAAACCUUUGCCACCUGCACAAUUUUGUUCUAGUAUAUAAUAUAAAGAAAUCUUGUGAGGCAUGUUAAGUUGCAGUUUGUACAAAUUCAUCUCAUUUGUAUUCCAGUGACUUUUUUUCUCCUAGUCGUUUUUUUUUUCCCUAAACAGUAUAUACACAGUUUUUUUGUAGGCAAUAAAAACUGUCAUUUACAUUUGUCAAAAAGUAAUAAUUUCUUGAUAAUUAUGUACUAAUGGUUUUUAAAAACCUAUCAGUUACUAUAAAACUGAAUUUAUAUUUAAUAACUUCAUGUUAAUAUUGGGUAGCAUGAAAUCUGUUUUGAUAAAUUCAACAGCAUACAACUGGUAGCUGCAAAUUCUUUCAGAAAAUGAAAAUUAAUUUCUAAAGAUACAUUCACAUCAGUUUUAAAACACAGUCAUAACUAGAUUAAUACUUGUUUUAGUUUAAUAGUUUUAAGUGCCUGUUUGGGAUGAUGCAUAAUCUUAAGACCAUCUUUAGGUUAAUUUAGAUGAAUUUAGGGAAAACAGUUAUUACCUACAGAAGUGUGGGUUACAGAGGGUCCACCUCCCCAUAGAACUAAAUGGGUUAUGUAAUAUUUUAUCCAAAAGUUUCCAGUUCCACUGUCUUGUGUUUUCAUGUUGAAAAUACUUUUGCAUUUUUCCUUUGAGUGCCAAUUUCUUACUAGUACUAUUUCUUAAUGUAACAUGUUUACCUGGAAUGUAUUUUAACUAUUUUUGUAUAGUGUAAACUGAAACAUGCACAUUUUGUACAUUGUGCUUUUUUUGUGGGGCAUACGCAGUGUGAUCCAGUUUGUUUUCCAUCAUUUGGUUGCUCUGACCUAGGAAUGUUGGUCAUAUCAAACAUUACAUUUAAAAAUGACCACUCUUUUCACUAAAAUUAACUUUUAAAUGUUUAUAGGAGUAUGUGCUGUGAAGUGAUCUGAAAUUUGUAAUAUUUUUGUCAUGAACUGUACUGCUCCUAAUUAUUGUAAUGUAAUAAAAAGUUACGGUGUCUA